This is a messenger RNA of Prorocentrum cordatum, 1122 nucleotides long. The record is from the annotation of a GenBank genome assembly. NCBI's taxonomy places the organism in Eukaryota, Dinophyceae, Prorocentrales, Prorocentraceae.
AUGUUUUUGGCCGCAGCGACUAGCACCCAUGUGCCGAUCUGUCCGGAAGCAGUUGACCGCGUGCUGGCAGAAGUAGCCUUACCUCUCGCGUUCGCCUCAGGGGCACGUGCUGCUGCGACGUUAGCCGCUGCAUCUCGCGUCCUCGCGCCCGCCCUGCGAGAUGCGUUGGUGACUCUGCGCCGGUCCGACACAUUGGCGCCCCUGCAUGGUGACGGAUAUGUGUUUGGGGGCCACGGCGGCGGCAGAGGGCCAGUGUCCACAUGCCAUUCCCUGAAGCUGGUCGCUGGGUCCAGGUGGCAGCUGGUGCCCCCCAUGCCAACGCCCCGCGUGAAUUGUGCGGCCGCAGCUCUCGGAGGCGCUGUGUAUGUGGUGGGCGGGAAUGACGGACGGCGCGAGCUGGGCGACGCCACGCGGUUGGACCUCGCGCGCGGCCGUUGGGACGAGUUGUUGCCCAUGCCCACUCGGCGAUCUCGCUGCAGCGCCGCAUCCGACGGGAGGGCGGUCUACGUCAUCGGCGGGUGGAACGAUUGCGCCUCCGCCCUGUGCGCUGCCGAGUGCUUGGACCCGGGCGUCAGCGGCAGCGAGCAGAGAGCUAGUUGGGCAGAGCUGCCACCGAUGGAGGUGUGCCGGGCGGGCUGUGCUGCGGCCUUCGUUCCUGGAGCGGGAGUCUGCGUCGCGGGCGGGUGGCGCAGGGGACGGGUGCUGGCCUCCGCGGAGGCGCUCGACCUCGCCAAGAGGUGCUGGCGGAGGCUUCCAGACAUGCCUUCUGCUCGCUCACGCUGCGCUGCCGCGUGCGUCCAGGGCCAACUCGUCGUCGUCGGCGGCUCCAGUGGUGCGGGGGAGCUGGACGCGAUAGAGGCCUUCCGACCUUGUCAGAACGCCUGGGAGCGGUGGCCUUCAUUGGGCAUGCACCGUGCAGCUUGCGCUGCAGCAUCUGCGUCACAAGCGCUCUACGUGGUCGGCGGUGUCGAUGUAGACCGUCCUGGGUUACACGGUGAAUGCCACUGGCCGCCCGGCGGCGAGCGACGGGGCGUACGAGAGGCCUGCGCGGACGGCCUGGCGCGGCUGCCGGCGCUGCCCUCGGCGCUCUCCGGCUGCGCCGCCGUCGCUGCGUGGCCCUGA